This is a messenger RNA of Rhineura floridana, 3311 nucleotides long. It is a transcript of the gene SLC14A1, whose product is annotated as solute carrier family 14 member 1 (Kidd blood group). Gene Ontology annotation, cellular component: membrane. The record is from RefSeq and is a predicted model, not a curated record. Gene Ontology annotation, biological process: urea transmembrane transport. The transcript is spliced from 10 exons. Gene Ontology annotation, molecular function: urea transmembrane transporter activity. Bases 1 to 1449 code for a protein of 482 amino acids. Lineage: Eukaryota; Metazoa; Chordata; Lepidosauria; Squamata; Rhineuridae.
AUGCAUGCGCUCUACCACUAUCACUGUCUCUGCACACUCUCUUCAAGUGAUAAAACUUGGCAGAGCAGGAAACUUCCUGGCCGGGCGGCAGUUCAAGGAAAGAUGGAUGGAUGUUCUCUCACCGACAUUUCCGGUCACUCCACCAUCACAGUCCCAACAAACACAUCCCCAGAUGGACACGAGCCUUAUGACUCUGAAUUUAAGAGCCAGCGCUGGCCAGCGUGUGCCCAAGACCCCUCUCAAAGCAUGCCACUACUGAAGAGGCUGGAAGGCCAGGGUUUGAACGUCACAAUGGAAAUGGAAGCCGAUGGAGAAAAAUUGAGCAAAAUACAGCCGCAGACAGGGAAAAGUUGGGGACGAAUCUGCAGAGCCCUGAGCUACGUCACGGGUGAUAUGAAGGUGAUGGGAGACUGGCUGAAAGAUAAGCCUCUGAUGUUGCAGUUUCCUGACUGGGUCCUGCGUGGUGUAUCUCAAGUGAUGUUUGUCAGCAACCCACUCAGUGGUCUGAUCAUGAUUGCUGGGUUCCUGGUCCAGAGCCCGUGGCUCACACUCACAUGUUGCAUUGGAGUCAUCGUCUCGACUUUAACAGCACUCAUCCUAAGCCAGGAGAGGGCAGCCAUUGCUGCAGGACUAUACGGGUACAAUGGAGUCCUGGUAGGAAUGCUCUUGGCUGUGUUCUCGGACAAGGGGGAAUAUUAUUGGUGGCUUUUGCUUCCUGUCGUUCUCAUGUCCAUGACAUGCCCUCUUUUCACAAGUGCUUUAGGCUCGCUCUUCAGUAAAUGGGACCUUCCGGUUUUCACGUUGCCCUUCAACUUGGCUCUGAGUCUGUUUGUUGCCACCACCGGUCACUACAACCCCUUCUUCCCCACAACACUUAUUCAGCCCAUAACCUCGGUGCCGAACAUCACUUGGAGAGAGGCCCAAGCAUCGUUGCUUUUGCAGUCUAUCCCGGUAGGAGUUGGACAGGUGUAUGGCUGUGACAAUCCUUGGACUGGAGGCAUUGUCCUGGUGGCUCUGUUCAUUUCCUCCCCUCUUAUCUUCAUUCAUGCUGCAAUUGGCUCAGCACUGGGGGUGCCUGCAGCACUGAGCCUAGCCACUCCUUUUAACAAAAUCUAUGCCGGUUUGUGGAAUUACAACAGCUGCCUCUCGUGCAUCGCAAUAGGGGGCAUGUUCUACGCCCUCACCUGGCAAACCUUUUUGCUGACACUUGCUUGUGCCCUCUUUACCGCCUACACAGGAGGUGCACUGGCCAAUAUGUUUUCCGUGUUUGGAAUGCCAUUGGGAACAUGGCCUUUUUGUUUAUCUUCGCUCACCUUCCUGCUCUUAACGACCACCAACGAUGCCAUCUACAAGCUUCCUCUUUCCAAAGUCUCCUACCCAGAAGCCAACCGGGCCUAUUACUUGGCAAGAAAUGAUGAACACCACCCCAAACCUACCUGCGAUGUGUAACAGACUAAAUUUCAGGCAUCUUCUUGUCACUACAAUAGAGGUGGUGUCUGCACUUCUCAAGGAAGAAGCAGAGCACAGAACAAAAAUCAGCCUUCACUUGUCGAGGAGCUCUUCCUCCCUUUUAGGUCGCGGACACUGGAGCAGAACGAUUCAGAAUUCUGUACGCAUCACAAACAGAAGUGGACACACUAGCCAGUUCGCUUGGAAAGGUGCAUGAUGCUAAUGGAGGAAAUAAGGGUUGAGAUCUGAGACGGCCAACUGCAGGCUCAUUGGCUGGAGCUGACCCCCUGAAGCUGCUAUCACCUGAGUGUGUGUGUGUGUGCGUGUGUGUGUGCGUACACAUGUGCAUACACGCACACAUGUACAUACAUACUUGUAUAUCUAGAAUCAAAGUGUGGGUUUUUUGUCUUUUUUUUUAAGUGUCAUUUGUAAGGAAGAGGAAGAAAAUGUUAUCGUGUGUAACAAAGGAUAUUGCAUACCUUCACGCAAGUUCUCUGUUUGGGAUUUUGCAUAUAAUGCCGAGCCGUGCUUGAGUACAUGUGCUUCAUUACUAAGACAGCUUUGCUGUUGGAGAGGAUCAUCUUUAUUAUGGAGCCUGAACACUCGUGUGGGGACCAGUUUGUGUGUCCAGAUACAUAUUGAGGCCCCAGACUGUUCUGGGGAACAGAAUGGCUCCUAAGAAUAGAGGCAUUGGUCAUCCCUAGAUUAUAUGAUGUUCAAUCAAGAGGACAUCUUAUUGAGGGCGUAAAGCACGCAAUGGGGGGAGAUGCUUUUGGAAAGUAUUUUGUAUUAGUUAUGUGCAACAAGCAUGUCAGACUGCACUUAAUAGAAGAGAUCUAAGUCGGGUCUGCUAACCAAACUUGCAUAGUUUCUGCCUCCUUGCUAGAAUCUCCAUGGUUGAUUGAUGGGUUUAAAAUGUGCAAACUAAAAGUGUAUACUCGAGAUCAUUGAAUAGUUGAGAAAAAACUAAUCUGUAUUAACGAAUCCUGAGUACACACCCUUGCUUAAGGGCAUGAGAAACGUCUUCUUGCUGGGUCAGACCAACAUCCUAGGCAAGAACUGCAGCAACCAGCAGGCGCUCCGUCUGCUGGCUCCUAUGCUGGUGGGGCUGGUGGGUCCUACAACACCUGGAGGGCCAUAGGUUCUCCAUCCCUGCACUAGGUAGCUCAGCGGUAAAGAAUCUGUUUUGCAUGCAGAAGGUCCCACGUUGAACCCCUAGCAUCUUUAGUUGGGGCUGGGCGUGCCCCCUGCCUGAAAUCCUGGAGAGCUUCUGCCAGUUAGACAGUCCUGAGCUAGAUGGGCCAAUGAUCUGACUCGGAGUAAACAACUCGCAUUCAGAAAGUGGCCAGUGGAGAAGCGAAAGGAGGGUAGGCACAGUAACGGAGGAGAGAGAAAGUCAGAGAGAUGAAAUCCGAUGACUUUAUUGGCCCAGCGCUUUUCAUAAUGCCAUGCUGCUGCUUCAGGGCACCACAAAUAAGCAUAUUGAGCAUUUCAUAUCGCGCAGCACUAUUUAAAACAAUUAUACAAUAUAGUAAGGGUGAAACUACUAUCAUUACAAUACUGGCAGGGAAUCAGAUGCUCAGCAAUACAAGCUCCCAAGCCAUUGGUAGCACUUUGUCUCCAGACCAUAGUUUGUAAAGCUCCUUCAAAUCAUGGUUUGGAGGCUUGACACUAACCGUAGUUUGCCAGUGUGGGUAUCUCGGCAAAUUAUAGUUAGGAAAAGCAUAGAAAGUAAAUGAGGGAACUCCUGAGAAGCACGUUUUGGAGGAUCAGUUCAUAACGUCUGAAUUGAUGUGUUUAUAGCUGAUCGUGUUAUUGCAGCUAGUGUAAUAAAUGUGUCUUAAGGGUGCUGGUGUUUUUCU